ACCGGGAGUCGCACAGCUGAUGGAGAAGCACACUCUGCCGCUGGUCUGACAGCAGGGCGCACCCUCACCCCGAGGACCCCCACUCCUUCUCACCUUUCUCCCCCCUCCACCCCUCCAUCGCUUCAUUCACCAUGAGCGCAGACUGCAGCAGCUACUACAGCGCGGACGGCGUGUUCGUGGACGCGUUCUCGUGCCCCCGGGCGGGAAACGCUGCCGGCGCCGCGUACUGCUGCGGGUUUAACGACGUGAAGUACUGCUGCGAUGAUCCCAACAGCUUCUUCCCCUAUGAGUACGGGUACAUGUGGUGGCUGAGUAUCGGCGCCCUGGUUGGUCUGUCCAUAGCCGCCGUGGUCCUCCUCGCCUUCCUCAUCACCGUAUGUGUCCUGUGCUACCUAUUCAUAGCCACCAAACCCAGUCGCCUUGACAACGGGCUGCCCCUCAGAGUGCCAGCAGGGGAUCCCAGCGAGGGAUCCAGUCGCGCCAGAGCGACCUGUGCCACCGGUCCGCAGGGAUUCAGGAAACACUUCAUGAGCAGGAAGCUGGACUGUGACAACCAGCCGCCAGACCCCGAGCUUCUGUUCCAGAGGUGCUUCACAGCUAACGUCACUGGCGUCAAAGUGGAAAGUCCCCCGUAGUUUGAGAGACUUCUUCUGUUAAAAAAAAAAAAAAAAAAAAGGGCCAUCAGUCCAGAGGUCAAGAGAACCUGUGAAUCUGGAGGCGGGCUGCGCUGCUAAGGGGCCACUUUAACACAGUCGCUGACAGCAAGCAGUGUGCAGGCGUCGUGGCGGUGGAGUGCAGUAAAUAUCAAGUAAUAAAUACACCUGGAGAAAAAAAUAACCACUAUGUACAGCAAACUCAACAAGUCCGUGCUUUGUCGACUCUGAAAAGCCUCCAUGACAUUUGCUCAUGCACUGAAUUUCUCGUAAGUAAGUGCUUCAGCGACAUGCAGGAGUAAUUGAACGCAUGGAAACUGAUUCAAGGUUCACGAUUGUUUCGUAAGUGGCCUCAAGACUCAUGAGUAAUCCUGAAGGCAAGUGCUAAUGGAACCUGGGACAUAAGCCGAGUUUACAUUCAGGAUGUACAGUUUCGUGUGCAUCUGGGAAAGAUGCUGAAGAUGUGGGGGAAAAAAAAAAAAACAAAAAAACAAGUGAGUCCCAACUGCGAGGUCAGCUGUAAAUUUUGUAGCCAAGGUGGCGACAUUUUGCUCAGGGACUGAAAGAUUUGUGGGGAGGUCGGUCACCAGAUCCCCAUGAAAACGUCAGUGUUGGUUCUCUUUUGGACGCUUAAAAUGACUUAUGAUGACAUUUUUAUUACAAGUGUCCAAGAUUGGGAAGGAAUGUUGGGCAUGUCCGAUUUUGACAACAGAUAAUGAGGUUUGUCUCCUACCAGCAGUCAAAGCUCUUUUUCGUUUUUACCACAGACCUGGCGGCCAUUUUCCUGUGACAUCACACUCAGGGUGGAAAACGAAAGAAAUCUCACAAGUUAUCUUUUCACUGUUUCCUGAUUGAUUACCAUUUAUAUAUAGAAUGUAUAGUUCGAUACUGAGGGAUAUCGGACAAUAUUUUAAGGUAAAACAACAGGUUCAGUAAUGGAUUAGACAGCAGCUAAUGUUAGCAUUCAACCACAUUCUAGCAAAACUGUUUGAUGCGAUACGAUUAGGAACGAAAUACCAACACACAUCUUGGAGACAUUUGUCUAAACCUGGAAGUGAAACACACAGGAUGUAAUCAGACCGUAAUGUUAGCGAGGAAGUUGUUGAAUGCUAACAUCAGCUAACGAAUGAUCAAUUAUGUUGCUUUACCUUGAAACGAGGCCGAAUGUGCCUCCGAAUUACUACCCACCAUCUAUUCAGUUCCUGACCAAUUGGGAAUCUGUCAAAUGAUAACAAUCUGUCAUAUGAGUUUAUGCAACUUGUAACCUGGAACACAGCAGCAUUACAUUACCCAGCAUUCAAGUGUCCCCACCUGAACUUGAUGCUGGAGGAAAAUGGCCGCCGUGUGAAUAGUAAUGAUUAUCGAUUAAUGUAACUAAUUCAGAGGCGUAACAAGUUAACUUGUUUUUUCUUUGUUCAGAUUAUUCAUUUCUCUUUUUUACCAUUUUUGCCUGUAAUUGAUCGCAGACACUAAAGACUGAACAAAUUCAACUGACAGUUUACAGAAACAUAUAUUAGAUUUGCCCUUUUUACGAAGCGCUCAAAGAAUCUGAGGAGCAACAAGCUGACAGACCAAAUCGAUCUUUGUUCAACUGACGUGACCAAAAUGGAGUGUAAUCAGAAGGAGAACAGUGCAGGGUGCCUGGUCAUGAUAUCCAGCUCUACACCUGCAUGAGUAUGUUUGGAGGGUUCGCAGCAACACACAGCAUGACUGAACUUGCUGGGACCAAUCAUGCUAAGUGCAACCUCAGCAUUCUGCCUGAACAAAUGUUAUGCAUUGAUAGUUUUAGUUAGUAAAAAAGUAACCAAAUCUCAGGCUGACUUUAUGCUGACUUUAGCCCUGCAUUAAAGAGGAAAAAAGGAGAAAAACAAAAAAACAAAAAAGAUGCAGCCCCCUCAUUCAUUUCAAUGAGAGCAGUGAUCAAUGAUGCAGAGGAACAGUCGAUACCGGGAGGAAAAAUGCAGGGUCGUCCAGCAAAAAAAUCCAAAAAUGGCUCAACUUAUCGGACAUGGCACAGUAAUAGCCAAUCAAGUACAUGAUGAGAACACUGUAUUUUCUAACGUUUACCUCAUGUUUAUGGUGAUAAAAGAUGAUGUAAUUGUGGCUGUGAUCAUUUGUGAUUUAUAAUGGCCAGAAUAUGCCGGCAGUGUACAAUUCUGCAGACCACAGACAGGCUGACACAUUUCUUUGGGUUUGAAUUUUCUAUUUUAUGUUAUGACAACUCUGUGCUUAUGAUCUGACUACGAUUAGGUGCAAGUACACAUCAAGUUGGUUAGGGUUCAGGAAAGAUCGUGUUUUGGUUACCACAAAAAUGGCUGCAGAUGUUCCAAGGUCUUGUCAAAAAUAUCUGUGUUUUUCUUGCCACAAACAUAGCUGGAAAUUUUUCCCAAGGUUCCCUCACAAAAAAAAAAAAGACUCAAGUAGUGGCAUUAUAAAUGUCUAAAAGCAUGCUCCGACAGUGGCAGCCCUCUGUCAGGUCAUAAACAUGCAAUUUGAACAUAACAGCGCAUGUUUUGUUGAAAUGUCAACAUGGCACGUAGCCUACGACACUUACAGUGGUUUUGCAGAUACGGUAACUGCCAACAUUUGGUCCUGGCGAUCGGGCUGAUUUUCAUCCACAGUACAUCUGUCAAGCCUUCAAAGUCACUCACCUGCUACAGAAACUAGACUUUUCACCUCGAGCAGCAAGCGCCUCGCACACACACAGCACCUUAUGUUGUUUUAACGAUUGGCUAUUUUCAGUCUGCAUGCCAGCUUGCCCUUCAGAAGAAAAAAAAAGUCCAUCUUGUUUCUGUAGCAGUCCGGAGGAUCGAAUGAAGGCAUUGAAAAUACCUUUUUUUUUUUUUUUUGCUGUUACACAUGCAGCUUCUGAGAGAAAGGUCAGGUUACUCAGUGACACUGUGUGAUUCAGGUGUGGGUGAGAACAGGUCUGAGGAGAUGAUCUCAUCAUUUCCAGAAAAGUUCAAAGUGGCUUCUGCUCUGAAAUUGCACAGCGGAAAUGACCACCCUGCCAGUAUCUAUACUUGUGGCAUGAUAGUGUAAAGAUGGAGGUUUUUCUGGAUGAACACAAAGCUUACUGACUGCUGCUAAAGGACUAGUUCCCCUGGUUCCGCUCUGUCUUUAAACACUACUGUCCUUAUUUGUACAUCGAUUAAGGGGCUUCAUAGGUCAACCAGCAAUCUCCUCAAAGGCAUAAAAUCCUCUUUUUUCCACACAGUUGGAGUGUUACGAUGGUAGCAAAAGUGCAUUUGGUAUUUAAAACACUUUGGAUUUGUCAAGCUUACUACCGCCAAACUGUAGAAUUCAAUUAAUUUCAACACUUCAUUGCCGUGUCAAUUUGCCUCAGUGCAGCUCUUUAAAACAGACGAGGGAAACACACACAAGAGCAGAUAAAACAUAUCAACUGAAAUCAUCAGAGCACUUACAUGUUAGUACUUGUGUAAUAUGAUUUAUCAUAAAGUGCAUAGUGGGGCUGCUUUGUAAUUGCUUUGCACUGCUACUUACCUACUUGUGAAGUGCUUGUUGUUAAUGGCUGCUCUGCUGCUAAAAGUGCUUUUCUGUCCGAAUUCAAGUGACGGGCGGCCUCUGAAUAUGUGCAGCUCCUGAGGGGAGAUCCUGCAGUUAAAACACUGGAAUUUCUUUCCUGAGGGGAGGGACUGUGGGAGAGGGGGGGCUGGCAGGGAGAGAGGGAUCUGCAUUUUGAGUCUGAUACGUGUGGCAUGGAGGAAAAGGACACAGAAGGAAGAUCAAUAGUCCGUUAUUGAUCUUAAAUGCUGUGUGUAUGACUCCUUCUAGCUGUUUUGUUUCUCAAGGGCGGCAGUGUUGUCAUACAGUACCUCAGACAAGUGGAUUUUGUCCCAUGUUUUAUAUUGAAAUGUGCUGAAGCUCUAUACAGCCGUAGGUCAAACGUAUUAUUAUUAUUAUCAUUUUCAAGGGACAACAAGUUAAGUGUUAUUUGUUUUCUUGAGAUCAUGAGUUAUAUGCGUCAUAAUCAUGGAAUAAGUUGAUCUUUUCCUGAGAUAAGAAGACCAUUUUCUAAAUAUCUCAAGAAAACAAAAUGUUGCUCCUUCUUAUUUCUUGAAGCUCAAUGUUUAAGAAGAUCAGCAGCGCCAUGCCAGCAUGCAUACAUGGCGUCUUGGCAAGUGUAGCGACUGAUUUCAGCUGAAAAAUAAGAAAAUGAUGUUGUUACAUGGGGAAAGCAACAUUGUUAUCUCGUGAUAAGGACGUAAACUACUCAUGAUCUCAAGAAAACAAAUACAAUUUAACCCUUGAUCAAACGAAAUAAUAAAAAUAUGUUUGACCCACAGCUGUUUAGGGCUUCCAUAGAGAAGUUGCAUUAGGAAGCAAUCUUUCCAAAACCGCUAUAAACAGGAAGAGCAUUUAUGACCAAAACCAGAUAAACAGACAUGGAAAAUUGUGGAACUAUUCUUUGUGACAGAGUUCACAAAGACCACCUCAAGACACAUUGCAAAUGGCAGUCUGGGACUGCAUCAAGUGCAGUGUCUGUGAAAGUUCACCCAGCUGUUUAACUUCUGUCUGAAUCGCUCUGAUUGCUUCACAGCGUUACUGUGGAUAAAAAGACAAACACAAGACACCAACAAAGCUCCAUUUCUGUGGACCCACGAACACAAAUCUUUAAAGUGCCCUUGUUCUUUGAGGACCUUAGCUUAAGGGUAUUUUGAAAUUCAUGCACAAUGUCGCGAUUGUAUUAAUUCAACAGUGCUUUCAUGAAUGUGUGCACAAACUGUCAGCUGGAGCAUGUACACGUUUUCAAAUGCUGGGGGGAAUUUCUGUUGUGUGUCAUGUUCCUUUGUACAUGCCAGCACUCAGGUGUGCGUGUGUGGUGCAGAGAUGCCUGCUUCACAAUUCCACGAAGCAAAACGGGGAAAAUUUCUAUUUAUUUUCAUAUGCUAUUUCAUCAUGUUGCUUCUUUUCCAGUGCACCUCCUGGAUGUACAUACUGGUGGAUUUGGGCAGCUCUUGAAAGAGCAUCAAUAAAAUGUGAAUCAAAAGACACAAUCUGAUUAUUAUGCGGUGGUGGUGCCAUUCCACUGGUAGACUGAGCUGGCCAGAUGUCAGAUGGUGGAAAAUGGAAAAAAAAAAAAAAAAAAGGUCACUGCUAUCUAUAUCAUUUACAUAGUGACGUGCAGGAUCCAGGUGCACUUACACACAUAUGUACAGUUUGUUAUCUACAGAACAACCGACCAUUAAAUCCUUAAAGUAGGACAAUCAUGACUGAGAGAGUGAUUAUUUAUAAUCAGAUGUUGCCAUUAGAGCUGCAUGUGUUGCUGGCUGAUCUUUUUUCAGAUCAGCAUCUACUCUGCCAAGCGGACAUUUGCUGUCUUUGUAGUAACCAUAUCCAGCUGAGCAGCUCUGAUGAUGAAGGCUCUCUCUUCUCCCUCUUUCCCCCGUUGCUUUAAAUGCCAGCUGGGGAGAUGGAGAGAAGAAGAUUAGAUGGGUCGGUGAGACUUAAAGUCAGAUGGAUAUCUUUAUCUCCAUCCGCAGAGAGACAGGGGAAGCGAUUUGGAACGCUCGCAGGGGCAUUUCUGGUGAGAAAACUCAGUGAAAAAGGGUGUCAGCGACAAACCAAUAAAUGGCUGUGAUCAGUGUGGCGACCAUGAGACACUCCUUUUAAAUGGCCUUAUUUCCUUGGCUGAGAUAAAGGAUUUAAUGCACCCUCAACAUGAAUAA
Messenger RNA from Acanthopagrus latus (yellowfin seabream), 6343 nucleotides. RefSeq names its product protein shisa-like-2B. The transcript has 3 exons. The coding region runs from base 132 to 635 and encodes 167 amino acids. NCBI's taxonomy places the organism in Eukaryota, Metazoa, Chordata, Actinopteri, Spariformes, Sparidae. The record is from RefSeq and is a predicted model, not a curated record.